AAUAAAUUAAAAUAUGUUUCAUAACAUUCAGCACUUUUUUUUUGUCCUGGGAAAGAAAGGGUUAACAGAUUAUACCCCAGAGCUCGACAAAAUAAAACAAAUAAUGAAGCACAAAUGACUGCUCGGCACUAUUCGGGACACUAUCACACACGACAAAACGUAGGAACUAAGUAUUCCACUCAACACAACAAUCAACAGACAAAAACAGUUGAUAGUUUAAAUGAUUCUGUAUUCCUAUCUAGAAGUUGGUUUUCGAUUCGUGCAACAAAUUAUAAUUAUUCAAAUCAAAACUAUGGUUUUGAAAUAGUCAGCUCAUAUGGUGGAGAACAAAGAGUAGGUAUCAGAAAAAAUCCAUUCCUACAUUUAUGGACAACAAAGAUUGCACCUUUUCGACUCAGAUACAUAUAUCUAUAGGUAGCUCUAGUGCUUAUCUGAAUGCAAACGUGAUCUUUAGCAGACACGUUUCAAGCACGUAACGAACUAGCGCUUCAUUAUUCGAUUGAAUUUCGCUGAGCUUUUAUUUUGAAACUGCUGUGUUUUUCCCAUACGUCCCGAAAUGUUUCGUUACAACCUUCUCGAUCACAACGAGGUAAAACGCUUCGAGACUCCAUACAACGAGAAUUUCAUGGAAGUACACUUGGAAGACACCUCAGUAAACCCUUCAGGAAAUCAAUGUUGGCAACCGGUUCACUGCAUCAUGCCUUCCAAAUAUCGUCUGCAUGCUGACCGUAUCCGAAAUCUACCGGUUUAUGAAGACGACGUUUGGAUAGUAACUUUCCCCAAAGCAGGCACUACGUGGACUCAAGAAAUGGUUUGGCUAAUCGACCACGACCUGGACUAUAAUACGGCUUCAUCCGUCAAUCUUACUGAAAGAUCCGUAUUCUUGGAAGUGGGUGCAUUUGUUUCGAAUAUUGACGUACCAGAUACCAUCACUCAGGUUGAGCAGCUGAAGCGUCCUCGCCACAUCAAAAGCCACCUUCCGCUAGCUCUGCUUCCAAAGCAACUGUGGACUGUUAAACCGAAAAUUAUCUACACCGCGAGGAAUCCGAAAGAUGUUACCACAUCGUUCAUGCAUCAUUAUAAAUAUUUGCAUGGUUACGAAGGUUCUCAGAAAGACUUCCUGGACGGAAUUCUCGCCGAUAAAAUAAUCUACUGUCCUCAGAUCAAACAUGCUACCGAGUUUUGGGACGUUUGCCAUCGAGAACACGUGCUAUUUUUACAUUAUGAAGACAUGAAGAGAAACCUGGCAAAAGUUAUUCAAGACGUGUGCAACUUUUUCGGAAAAACUUUCACUUCAAGCCAACUGGCCGAACUGAAACAACACUUGAUGUUCGAUACAAUGAAAGAAAACAAAUCUGCAAACAAUCAAAUUCUGGUGACGCAGUUCCAGGCGGCACUGGGUGUCCCUAAUGAUUUCAAGUUUAUGCGAAAGGGGCAAGUUGGUGGCUACAAGGAUGAACUUCCAGUAGCAUUUGUCAACAAAUUGAAUGAUUUUGUUCGAAACGAACUGCACGGAAAGGAAUUCAAGUAUAGAGAAUAAAAAAUCAAAUUCGAAUGAUGAACAAAUUGCACAAAUAUAAACUAUCGUAAACAAUCAACAA
Molecule: messenger RNA, 1601 nt
Organism: Aedes albopictus (Asian tiger mosquito)
Lineage: Eukaryota; Metazoa; Arthropoda; Insecta; Diptera; Culicidae
Product: luciferin sulfotransferase
Exons: 4
Coding region: 557-1540 (327 amino acids)
Biological process (GO): sulfation
Cellular component (GO): cytoplasm
Molecular function (GO): sulfotransferase activity
Source: RefSeq, a predicted model, not a curated record